GUAUUUAUUUGGUGAUAGGAGUACUUAUCUUCUUUAUGUGACCAGAUGUUUUGCAGGAUGUCAGGCGAGCCCAUUAACUCCGCGCGGAGUCGCAGCACAUCAGGGAGACAAGGACGUCACGAUGCUGUAGAUCUUGCACGUGAUGUUACCCCAGUAAUGAACGCGGGGCAUACUCAGUCUAUUAGUCCACAGGGUUCUAUUCAUGUAGCAGCCGGAUCCUCUAGCCAGAAGCAAAAGGGAAGAGGUCCAAACAAAUCGAAAAAGGCUGCAAGAAGACCAGAUGAAAGACCAUUUAUACAAAUUUCGCAUAAAGGAUGGGAUGAUAAUAUGAAGGAUGAGUGGGAUAAGUGGCGUACAAACGGUGAGUAUAGGCCGGUAUGGGUGCCCGAGCACUUAUGGCCUACAUUAUGCACUUAUUGGGAUUCUGAUGAGUUUCACAUUCUUAGCGAGAGGGGAAAGAAAAACCGAGCAUCUGGGGAACGAGUUUCACACACUACAGGAUCAGUGAGUUUUGAUGUACAUGAAGAACGGAUGACCAAAGCUGCUGGGGGGAUAAGGCCAGCACACCAAGACUUAUAUAAGGAAACACACACUUUGCGAAAAGGUGUCCCCCAAGGGCAGGAAGCUCCAUGGUGUGGCGACAAACAUAAGGAUCGUCAUGAUACGUAUGUCAGUGAGUGCUCUGCUACUUAUGGUUCGGACUCAGCAUCAUGGCCGCCAUGGGACAAUGAUGCUUGGGCAGUUGCUGUUGGUGGAUGCCAUACCAAUUUCAUGCCGGGAAUUGGUUCACAUGUAAACCUAGAGGAACUUGGGUUUACAUAUAGAAAGCGACAACCAAAGGGGAAUUCAUAUAUGAGCUUAAUGUUAUCAGACAUGGCUGAAAAACAAGUGAAAGAUAGGGAGGCAAUGCAAAUGAUGCGAGAUGAAAUAGAGCAAGUCAAAGAGCAACGAGAAGCAAUGCAACGGAUGAUGGAAGAAAUUGGGAGGAUGCAGGCUUCUCUAUCGCAAGCAUUUCCUCCUGUAGGGACAUCAUUCCCUACUGCUGGGCCAUCGUUUCAUGCUAGUGGGCCAUCAUUUCCUCAUGCAAUGCCAAUGCAACUCCCGAUAGAACCGGCAUUCCCAAUGGGGCAAAUGGGGAGACAGUCAAAAGCUCCAAAUACAUCUUCACCCAAUCCCCCGCAAGAUGAGUUUGGUUAUCAGCCGAGAUUUGAUACAGAUUACCAGGGUCCUUUUGGGCCCGAAUGAUCAGUGUACAUGAGGUUGCGAACUCAAAACAUGGCAUGUUCUUGCUACUUGAGGAAAAUAUUUUUAUUUUUUGGAUGGACAAUUUGAACUUGUUAGGACAUGAGUGUAUAUGUCAGUUGGAAUUGAAUGGUUUGUGGUAACAUUAACUAAAUUAUUGUGACUUGC
Rubroshorea leprosula is the source of this 1410-nucleotide messenger RNA. The record is from the annotation of a GenBank genome assembly. NCBI's taxonomy places the organism in Eukaryota, Viridiplantae, Streptophyta, Magnoliopsida, Malvales, Dipterocarpaceae.